Messenger RNA from Lodderomyces beijingensis, 726 nucleotides. The record is from the annotation of a GenBank genome assembly. NCBI's taxonomy places the organism in Eukaryota, Fungi, Ascomycota, Pichiomycetes, Serinales, Debaryomycetaceae.
AUGGCUGACUCAAAGCUGGUGAUACCAUUGGAAUCCAAUCCUCAGAUCUUCACGGAUUUGGCGCAUAAAUUGGGUCUCUCGCCAAUACUCCAAUUCCACGACGUCUACUCCCUCACGGAUCCAGACUUGGUUGCAUUCUUACCACAACCAAUAUUCGGCAUCAUACUCUUGUUUCCCUUGACUCCAAGCUACGAGGCGUAUAGAAAGCGAACUGACCUGCAGAGCCAGGACUACACCAACGACAAUGGAAACAUCAAGUGGUUCAAACAAACCAUCCGCAACGGAUGCGGCCUCUAUGCGUUACUCCACAUUCUCGCGAAUCUACUGCCGGAUUUGAAUCUCUCAAAUCUGAAGAUCAGCGACUUGGUAAGCAAACUAGAUUCAAAUAAAUCAGUCGGGGAAACGAGUUUACUCGUGGAGGAAUUGGAGAAAAGUAUCCAAUUGGAUGAAAAUUAUGGCUCAAAGGGCCAGACCGAGGCGCCGGAAGCCGGCGCCGAUGUCAAUUUGCAUUUCAUUAGCUUUAUCAAGGGCACCGAUGACCAUUUGUAUGAACUUGAUGGUAGAAGGAAUGGGCCUAUUGAUUUGGGCCCCUUGAGUGAUUCUGGCAAGAGCAAUUUGAUUGAGGAAAUCAAGGUGCUGGAGAGGAUUCAGUUUUACAUCGACAAUACUGAUGACGAAAAUAAGCAUAAUUUUGCAAUCAUUGCAAUUGGACCCACUUUAGAUUAA